Messenger RNA from Toxorhynchites rutilus septentrionalis, 3816 nucleotides. RefSeq lists its product as uncharacterized. The transcript has a single exon. The record is from RefSeq and is a predicted model, not a curated record. Lineage: Eukaryota; Metazoa; Arthropoda; Insecta; Diptera; Culicidae. Gene Ontology annotation, molecular function: zinc ion binding; nucleic acid binding. Bases 1 to 3816 code for a protein of 1271 amino acids.
AUGUCCAGACCAGAGAAGAAGUUGGUCGAAUGCUUUAUGAAGCGCAAAGCACUAUUCGUCGUUCGUGAUUCCGUUGAAGUGUUCAUCAAUAAUUUUGACAACCAGAAUGACGUUUUCCAGAUUCCGAUUCGUGUUGAAGCGUUGGACAGAGUCUACAACGAAUUCCUUGACCUGCAAACGGAGAUCGAAAAGUAUGAUGAUCCUGAGAAGUUUGAGGAGCAUAUGCAAGAACGAGCAACGUUCGAGGCGCGAUACUGUUCGGCUAAAGGUUUUUUAUUGAUGAAACGUUCCAUAGAUCACAACCAACCAGCAUUGAACACGUCUUUUAUAGCCAAUCAUCCUCCAGCGAAUUUCCACCUGCGAUUACCCAAGAUUGACCUUCCAAAGUUUGACGGAGAUUUGUCUAGAUGGCUUUCCUUCCGUGAUACGUUUACAUCCAUGGUCCAUUCCAAUGCGGAUAUUCCGACAGUAGCGAAGAUGCAGUACCUCUUACAAUCACUGGAAGGAGAAGCUCAUAAGCCAUUCGAGUCAACCGAUACAAGUGCGGAUAAUUACGCAUUAACUUGGGACGCUUUAUUGAAGCGUUACGACAAUAAACGUUAUUUGAAGCGUCAGCUAUUCCGAGCUUUGUAUGACCUCCCGCCACUCAACAAAGAGUCACCCCAAGAGCUGCAUGACCUGGUUGAUGACUACCAACGGCAUGUCAAGGCUUUAGCGAAGCUGAACGAACCAGUCAUCCACUGGGACACACCGUUAAUCAACCUGCUAAGCUACAAGCUGGAUUCAACAACCCUCCGAGCCUGGGAGGAGAAGACUAGUAGCGCUGAUGACAUCACUUACGAGGAGUUGGUUGAUUUCUUGUACCAGCGGGUCCAAAUGUUGAAGUCCGUCGUCACCGAUCUGCAGCAACGCUCCAAUCAAGUCGGCCAAGUCAAGGUGGCCGGUUCCACACCAAACCAGAAGAAGCCAUUUAAGAUGGUAUCCAAUUCCGCCACGACCGAAACUAAGAGUUUCAUUCCGCAUUGUAUUGCUUGUCCAGAAAACCAUUUGUUAUUCCAAUGUCCAGCAUUUUCCAAGAUGUCCGUUUGUCAACGCAGAGAACUGGUAUCCCAAAAACGCCUAUGCUGGAAUUGUUUCCGUUCUGGACACCAAAGUAGGAAUUGUACGUCCAAGUAUGAUUGCCGAAAUUGUCACCAGAGACACCACACGCUGCUGCACGAAUCUGCAGUCCCGAAAGUACAAUCCACUCCAGUUGUCAUGUCUGGUCAGUCAUCCCAGCAACCGAAUCCACCCACGUUGACUGUUUUCGAAUCCCCUGGAUCAGCGAAUCCGAAUCCCCAAGUGAGUUUGUCGGCACAGUCGUAUCAGUCCACUGUCCUAUUGGAAACGGUUAACCUCCUUGUCGUAGACCAGAAUGGCAAAGAGCAUCCUGCUCGCGCGCUCCUAGAUUCGGGAUCAAUGUGCAGUUUUAUUACGAAGAAAUUAUCCAAUGUACUCAACCUCCGCCGCACGAAAGUUGACAUCGCUGUGUCUGGAAUCGGUGAAGCAUCGAAGCAGAUCAAGCGCAAGUUGACUGCUACGAUUAAAUCCAAGUUGCUUUCGUAUAGUACAACUCUCGAUUUUCUGAUUUUGAAGAAACCCACAGUAUGCCUGCCAACUACGCCGAUUGAUAUUUCCUCGUGGCAGUUCCCUGAUGUUCCGUUAGCCGACCCACGAUUCCACAUUCCAGCCGACGUUGACAUGAUUGUCGGUGGAGAAGUAUAUUAUGACCUGCACACCGGUUGUAAGAUUUCCUGCGGCGAAGGAAAACCUGUAUUCGUCGAAACCUCGUUCGGAUGGACUGUUUCUGGGAAAGUAGUCAUCCAAUCACCCGAUGUUCCACGUGUUUGUCACCUCACCACUGUAGACCGAAACCUGGAACAAGCCCUCCAGAAGUUCUGGGAGCUAGAAGCUGUUCAACCCUGCUCCAUGUUAUCCGCUGAAGAAAAUUUCUGUGAAGAUCAGUAUUCCACUACCACCACUCGCGAUUCGUCGGGUCGUUACGUUGUGUCCUUGCCACUCACCCGCGAUCCGCUCGUCACUCUCGGCGAAUCACGUUCAAUCGCCGAGCGUCGCUUCUUGAACCUUGAAAAACGACUUGAGCGAGAUCCAACCACCAAAGCUGCCUACUGCCGCUUCAUGGAGGAAUACGAACGCCUAAACCACAUGAAGAAGCUCGUGGAUCCAGUAGACGAAACCAAGCCACACUGUUUUCUCCCACACCACCCGGUGUUCAAGGAAUCCAGCACCACUACGAAGGUUCGAGUUGUGUUCGAUGCAUCCUGCAAGACGUCUUCUGGAUUCUCUGUGAAUGACCUGCAACUAGUUGGACCCGUCGUUCAAGAUGAUCUGCAAUCGAUCCACAUCCGAUUCCGCAUCCACCAAAUUGCAUUCGUCGCCGACGUCGAAAAAAUGUAUCGACAGAUCCUAUUGCGUCAGCCGUUUCGUCGAUAUCAGCUCAUCCUCUGGCGUCCUAGUCCAAACCAGCCAAUUGCUACGUACGAACUGAACACUGUAACGUACGGUUUCGCGUCAUCACCAUUCUUAGCUACACGCACUCUUCAGAAAAUCGCGCAGGACGCAAGUGAUAUCUAUCCAGCCGCAGCCGCGGUAGCCCAGAAGGAUUUCUACGUGGAUGAUUUCCUGUCUGGUGCCGACACCGUUGAAUUCGCUAUCCAAAUACGCCAAGAAAUGACUGCCAUGCUUUCAGCAGCAGGUUUCCCGUUGAAGAAGUGGGCUUCAAACUCACCAGAAGUCCUAGUUGAUAUUCCCGAAGAAGACCUAGCCUUUGCACCGUACCAUGAUCUCCAGGACGAUCAAUCCGUUUCCACACUCGGACUCAUCUGGGAACCGAGAAUCGACAUGAUGAGUUUCAAGGUUCAACUUCCACUGCCAGCAUCUGUUUUAACUAAGCGGAAGAUUAUGUCGUACGUGGCGCAGAUUUUUGACCCACUUGGCCUGGUGGGACCAAUCAUAGUCAUCGCCAAACUCUUCAUGCAGCGUCUAUGGGCAUUGAAAACCGAAGCUGGAGAUUCAUAUGAGUGGGAUCGUCCUCUUCCUCCACGUUUGCAAUCCAAGUGGAAGGAGUUCCACGAAACGUUAGAUACUAUCGCAUCUCUUCGAAUUCCACGCUGUGUAACCGUAGCAAACGCAACCUCAUUCCAACUCCAUUUCUUUUCCGAUGCCUCACAGAAGGCUUACGGAGCAUGUUGUUAUGUCCGCUCAGAAUCCGCUGGGGUUGUUCGUGUCCAAUUGCUGACUUCCAAGUCCAAAGUUGCACCGCUGGCCAAACAACAAACCAUCGCACGUCUGGAGCUAUGUGGGGCUGUACUCGCAUCCAAUCUCUAUAAAAAGGUGGCCCAUUCCAUUCCGAAACCUGCUGAAUUCUUCUGUUGGACAGAUUCGUCAACUGUAUUACAUUGGUUGAAGUCUUCGCCGUCCCGAUGGAAAACUUUCGUAGCUAAUCGGGUAGCUAUGAUUCAAGAAGCUACAGAAUCCUGCCACUGGAACCAUGUUUCCGGAACAUCCAAUCCAGCUGAUCCCCUCUCUCGUGGCGUCAAUCCAAUCGAUCUCAAACAACUGCCCAUUUGGUGGAACGGUCCGAACUGGUUAUCCCUGCCACCAUCCGAUUGGCCUGUUAACGAAAUGCCAUCCCUUGACCCACAUUGGAUGUCGGAGGCCAAAAACAACCAAACUUCGUCGAUCUAUUGCAUACUGGAUGCGAUAUUUCCGUGCCCUGAAAGCCGCCGUCAAGAAGACCACCAUCGAACCUUUUGA